ACUUCGCCGUUGGCAAACAGUUACGAAAGCUUCAGGUGUUGCAGCCGGCAGCAUGUAGUACAAGACGUCCUUGCUGUUGUUGUUGUAGGUUACAUUGAUGUUAGUGUAAGACUAGCAGCUUUAGUUGAAAUUAUAGAGUCAUUAUAGCAACCUGCUUCGUUAGUCUACGUGGGAAAAAAAGACGAAACCCUCAGGAGUUCUUCUGCAUGGAUUUAUGCAGUAUUAUAAACUGUUAACGGUAGCUGAGGCCUAGCAGUUAGCUAAUGUGACAUUUCACCAAAGUGUGCUGGAAAACUUCUCAGAUGACACAGCCUCUUCACUGGUAAGUGUCCACUGGAAAAACAAACCUCAUCAUCACAAUGACAGCUCAGGAAGGAGAGGGAUGGGGAGGCAUUAACCUGUCACCUCACCUGCACACGGAUGAGUGUAAUGAACUAAUAACUCGUCUAAGGCAGUGCCACACAGAGCAUAAUUUCCUGAAGUUCUUUGGCACGUGUAACGAUGUGGACCGUGCAAUGCGUGAGUGCCUGAAAAAAGAGAGACUGGAGAAGCGGGAGCGCAGCAAGCAGCAUGCACUUGAGAUGAAAAAGAGGUUGAAAGAAGGGCCCAAGGAGCAGCUCUGAAAGACAUUCUACUGUCACUUUGCCUCUGGCAGUGCAAGUUUUAAGUAUUCUGAUUUUGGGACACUGAAACAAGCCCAGCGCUGUGUAACAUGACUCUCUUGCUGUUUUUGGGUCAAGACAGUGGAAGGAUUGUAACUUCUGUCACUUUGUAAAUUCAGGGGAGCUUUUAUUAGCAUGUGAUGGUGUACAUUAACUAGUGCAAUACACUGUUAUUAUACCACUGUUACUUUGAGAUUUUGACACACACUUGACUUUUUGUCAUCUGCACACGCUCACACCUGCAGUGCUACAAGAAUAUUUUAGGUCAACAGAAAAACUGCAGCAUUUAGUACUUUAGCUUAAAAAUUGCUGUCAGGGAUCAUCAUUUAUUUCCCCUCGAUUAACAGUGCGCUACUGCUCCAUCAAAGAGAUUAGCUGGUGGCAGAACCCUUUCAUCCGACUGUUGUUAGUUGGCAGGACACCUCGGGAAUAUUCCGGUACCUGGUUUAUUCAUCAAAACAAUGAGAGUCCAUUUCAGAGAUGCGUAUCAGAAAGACCUAAAAGAGGAUGACCAGUGGCUGGGUUACUCUCAGUGUGACAUUCACCCAUGGACAUAGUCAUAGUUGUUUGAAAGUUUAUUUGAAUCAGGAAUCAUAUUGAUUCGUGACAUGUUUAAUUCCUUUCAAAUAAAGUGUAAUUACAAAUUCAUAA
This is a messenger RNA of Thunnus maccoyii (southern bluefin tuna), 1313 nucleotides long. RefSeq names its product C-x(9)-C motif containing 2 (gene cmc2). The coding region runs from base 360 to 623 and encodes 87 amino acids. The record is from RefSeq and is a predicted model, not a curated record. The transcript is spliced from 5 exons. Lineage: Eukaryota; Metazoa; Chordata; Actinopteri; Scombriformes; Scombridae. Gene Ontology annotation, cellular component: mitochondrion.